GUCCGACUCUGACACGCUUCCACUCCAUUAAAAAGCCCGUUGUCCCUAAACCCAAUCCCGAAUUCCCCAAAGUCCCCGAGACAAAAUCGCCCUCGCGUUAGGUUAGGGCGAGGCGUGAGUAGAUUGGAUUUCGAGCUCAGCACGCGGCGGCCAUGGAGGACGAGGAGCACGAGGUGUACGGCCAGGAGAUCCCCGUCGACGGCGAGGACGUCGACAUGGGCGCCGGGGGCGACGACGCCGCCAAGCUGCACGAGCUCGACGAGAUGAAGCGCCGUCUCAAGGAGAUGGAGGAGGAGGCCGCUGCCCUCCGCGAGAUGCAGGCCAAGGUCGCCAAGGAGAUGCAAGGCGGAGAUCCUAACGCGACCACAUCUGAAGCAAAAGAAGAGAUGGAUUCUCGUUCUGUUUUUGUUGGAAAUGUUGACUAUGCAUGCACUCCAGAAGAAGUGCAGCAGCAUUUUAAUUCCUGCGGAACCGUCAACCGAGUGACUAUCCUGACUGACAAGUUUGGGCAGCCUAAAGGUUUUGCUUAUGUUGAAUUUGUUGAAGCAGAAGCUAUCCAGGAAGCUGUCAAGCUGAGUGAGUCAGAGCUUCAUGGUCGGCAAAUCAAGGUAGCACCGAAGCGAACUAACGUUCCUGGGUUGAAGCAGCCCCGAGGGGGCCGAGGAUUCAACCCAUAUGGCGGCCACCCCUACAUGAGGCCAUAUCCUCCACCGUUUUACAAUCCUUAUGGUGGUUAUGGGAGAGCUCCCAGGUUCCGCCGUCCGCGCAGGCCUUUCUACUAAGUUGUGGCUCUACUGGAGUUCUGUCAACACAUGACAACACUAGUCUUCGAUCGAUCUCAAGCCAGUCAGAGAACUCAAAUCCUUACACCGUGUUUCAUUAUUUCACAGAAGGAUAUGUGAUGGUUGUUGUGUAAUCUACUGUGUUGUGUUGAAAAAUGUUUAAGCCACUACAUGCAUCAGCAUUAUGUACUAUUUGACUUUAGUAAUCAAGUCAUACGACAUACUAUGCCUGAACUGUAUUA
Aegilops tauschii subsp. strangulata is the source of this 1024-nucleotide messenger RNA. RefSeq names its product polyadenylate-binding protein 2. The record is from RefSeq and is a predicted model, not a curated record. Gene Ontology annotation, molecular function: poly(A) binding. Lineage: Eukaryota; Viridiplantae; Streptophyta; Magnoliopsida; Poales; Poaceae.